Molecule: messenger RNA, 1555 nt
Organism: Telopea speciosissima
Lineage: Eukaryota; Viridiplantae; Streptophyta; Magnoliopsida; Proteales; Proteaceae
Product: GDP-mannose transporter GONST2-like
Exons: 11
Coding region: 269-1444 (391 amino acids)
Cellular component (GO): Golgi apparatus
Molecular function (GO): GDP-mannose transmembrane transporter activity; antiporter activity
Source: RefSeq, a predicted model, not a curated record
CAGAAAACCCUAAUAACUGUCGAAAAAUAAGGUUUCCUUCCCUUCUUUACCAAGGCAUCCAUUACCCUUUUUCCCUCAAUGAAAUCGGCCAUAUCGACUUUCUUAUAAUGGUAUGUUCGGAUUUCAAAUUGUGGACAGCGGAAGGUCCAAUUGAGUCAAGUAAUCCUCACGAUUUUACUGGUUAGUGCUAUACGCAUGUGCCUACUGCUAUUUUUUUUGUAGUUUCAAGAAUUUGGAUAUUUAAUUCAGGCUUGAGAGGGUGCAGCUCAUGACGUCUGAUCUCAAAUUGGAUGCAAUUUGCCAAGAGUACGAGGGAUCUGAAUUUGGAUCUGUAAAUGAAAAAGUUACCAUUGGAAAGAGAGAAAAUAUAGUGUACAAGAUCUUUGAUGGUUUUCUUAAGCCUGGAAACAAGUCAUUUAUCAAUGUUGCCACAAAUGUUGUACGAAGAGCUACUAAGAGAGGAAAUCAAUCAGCAGUUGGUGCUGAUCUCAUUCUUCAGGUUGAUGGGGAUGAUAAGCGGGAACACGACUCUGAAAGAAAAUCUGGACCGCUUCUGUCUGGAAUAGCUUACUGUGUUUGUUCGUGCAGCAUGAUAUUGCUUAACAAAGUUGUACUAUCAAGUUAUGGCUUCAAUGCAGGAAUAUCGUUGAUGUUCUACCAGAAUUUGGUCAGUGUUGUGGUGGUUGUUGCAUUGGAUAUCUUUGGAGUAGUCUCAACAGAAAAGCUCACAUGGAAGCUUGUCAGAGUUUGGAUCCCUGUCAACAUAAUAUUUGUGGGUAUGCUUGUGACUGGCAUGUAUAGUUUGAAAUACAUAAACAUUGCAAUGGUGACAAUCCUGAAGAACGUGACAAAUAUUUUAACAGCAUCUGGAGAAUUAUAUAUUUUCCAGAAGCGUCAGAAUCAGAAAGUGUGGACUGCCAUGUUUUUGAUGAUCAUCUCUGCUAUUAGUGGUGGAAUCACUGAUCUUUCUUUCGAUGCAGUGGGUUAUUCCUGGCAAAUUAUGAAUUGCAUUUUUACAGCAAGCUACUCCCUGACACUGCGACGGGUAAUGGAUACAGCAAAGCAAUCAACAAGAUCUGGGUCUCUUAAUGAAGUUACAAUGGUGUUGCUAAACAAUGCAUUGUCUAUACCCUUCGCCAUCUUUUUUAUUCUGAUAUUCAAUGAAUGGGAAUAUGUGUAUAAAGUGGAUGUAAUUAGGAUACCAAUGUUUUGGUUUGUGGCAACAGCCAGUGGAGUGCUUGGACUUGGCAUUAGCUUCACCUCUAUGUGGUUCUUAAAUCAAACAAGCCCCACCACAUAUAGUCUAGUUGGUUCCUUGAACAAGAUACCCAUAUCUAUAGCAGGAAUACUUGUGUUCAAUGUUCCACUCAGUCUUCCAAAUCUCUUCAGUAUACUCUUUGGCCUGUUUGCUGGAGUAUUCUUUGCCAGGGCCAAAAUGUCCUAAUACCAGUAGCUUGUUGACUAGGUUGGAAGAGUGCCAUUGGCUUGCAUACAAGUGGCAAGAAAAACCAUAUCUCGACUUACCAAUGGGGGUUACUAAUUAUUAAAAGUGGGC